GGACUAAAUUCCCGCGACAGCCUCAACCGACCCCAAGUGCCAGCCUCAGCGCCCGCGCCUUCGGAUAGAGUACUGCCUGCGCUUCCUCCGCGCACCCUCCGACUGCUGACCGACGGAGCCCCCCGCUCUCUCGUCUCGUGUUCUCCCUGCGGACCGGACACAUAGUAUGAACUUUAGGUGUUUCGUCUCCCAGCCAUUUUCUAUGGAAAACCAACAGGAUCGGGCCAUGAUAGCUGCUGGCAGCUUUGAAGAACGGGACACCUUUAGAGAAGCUUGAUCUUAGCGGCCUCAGCGUGAGACCUUACAAAGCCGGAUUCCGGCAGAGUUCCUCUAUCUCGUCUUAUUGCUGGUUGAAGGUGCCCCCUUCUCCACUUUGUCUUCAUCUUCUGGGAGGUAGCUGGAAAUCAGCAUCAUGGUUGGGUUUAAGGCCACAGAUGUGCCCCCUACUGCCACCGUGAAGUUCCUGGGGGCUGGCACAGCUGCCUGCAUUGCAGAUCUCAUCACCUUUCCCCUGGAUACUGCAAAAGUCCGGCUGCAGAUCCAAGGAGAAAAGCAGGCGGCAGUGAGAGCUGCGGCCAGUGUCCAGUACCGCGGCGUGCUGGGCACCAUCCUGACCAUGGUGCGCACCGAGGGGCCCCGCAGCCUCUACAACGGGCUGGUCGCCGGCCUGCAGCGCCAGAUGAGCUUUGCUUCUGUCCGCAUCGGCCUCUAUGACUCUGUCAAGCAGUUUUACACCAAGGGCUCUGAGCAUGCCAGCAUUGGGAGCCGCCUCCUGGCAGGCAGCACCACAGGUGCCUUGGCUGUGGCUGUGGCCCAGCCCACGGAUGUGGUAAAGGUCCGGUUCCAGGCUCAGGCCCGGGCUGGAGGUAGCCAGAGAUACCAAAGCACCGUUGAUGCCUACAAGACCAUUGCCCGAGAGGAAGGGUUCCGGGGACUCUGGAAAGGGACCUCUCCCAAUAUUGCUCGUAAUGCUAUUGUCAACUGUGCUGAGCUGGUGACCUAUGACCUCAUCAAGGAUGCCCUCCUGAAGGCCAACCUCAUGACAGAUGACCUUCCCUGUCACUUCACUUCUGCCUUCGGGGCAGGCUUCUGCACCACCAUCAUCGCCUCCCCUGUGGAUGUAGUCAAGACGAGAUACAUGAACUCUGCCCUGGGCCAGUACAGCAGCGCUGGCCACUGUGCCCUCACCAUGCUCCGGAAGGAGGGUCCCCGGGCCUUCUACAAAGGGUUCAUGCCCUCCUUUCUCCGUUUGGGUUCCUGGAACGUGGUGAUGUUCGUCACCUAUGAGCAGCUGAAACGGGCCCUCAUGGCUUCCCGCACUUCCCGGGAGGCUCCCUUUUGAGCCUCUCCUGCUGCCAGCCUGACCACCUCUGGCUUGGCUUCGGCUCCAGCCGGCCCUGCUUCCCCUCCCUCACUCCCCGCCUUCUGCUCCCAUUUCUACCACCCCCUCCCUCUCCCCACCUCUCCUCCCUACCUCUUCUCCCCGUGGCCUCUCAGUCCUGUUGGAGUGGAUCCCAGCUGACACUGUGGCAGCCCUGACACCAGCGAGCAUCCCAAGCCUCUCAGCCCAACGCUUCAAGAUCCUGUCCCCAAGCCCAGAGAGCACAUCACCCAUAAAACACGCUCAACCUUG
This is a messenger RNA of Pteronotus mesoamericanus, 1633 nucleotides long. RefSeq names its product uncoupling protein 2 (gene UCP2). Gene Ontology annotation, molecular function: oxidative phosphorylation uncoupler activity. The coding region runs from base 413 to 1342 and encodes 309 amino acids. Gene Ontology annotation, biological process: adaptive thermogenesis; response to cold; mitochondrial transmembrane transport. Lineage: Eukaryota; Metazoa; Chordata; Mammalia; Chiroptera; Mormoopidae. The transcript is spliced from 8 exons. The record is from RefSeq and is a predicted model, not a curated record.